AUGAGUAAGGCCAACUGCGGAGCGGGGUUCUUAUUGGUUAUGGGAGAGCUGGAACCCGUCCUUCCGCCAGCCUCCCCUGAGCUUGGCAAAGUCUCACUUGAGCGGGUCAUCCGCCUCCUCUGGGGGCUCCAAUCCCAAGUCAACCGCAUUGAGCGGACCCUCUUGGAACAAGCUGAAGUUAGCCGAGAGGUUCAAACCAACGUCGAGAACAUCUUGCAAACCGUUGAUGUUGUCAAGGAUGGGCUUGCCCAGCUCCAACACGCCCAGGGUCCCCAUACCCCAGAAGAACAGAAACCCCCCGCAGUCGAGGAAACUCCCAGGGCCGCGCCCAAAGCCAAGCCUUUUGGCAAGGCUCAACCAUUCCUUGGGGCCCCAGCGCCCAUCAUCUCCACAGGGGCCCCCAGGCGCGACCCCCUCUCCUUAUUCAACCCAUACCCCUCCUCCUCCUUCCCUUCGGGACCGGCUCCAGCUUCCCAGGGACCUCCACCAGCGCCUGUCAUUACCCCGGCGCAGCCUCCAGCCCCCUCCACUGUAAAAGUGGACCACCCAGACGCCUUUAAAGGCAAAAUUGGCUUGGAGGCCAAACAAUGGCUAACCCGUAUGUUGGCCUGGGUUUGCCUCAACCAGAGGCAGUUCCCUUUGGACAUGGAGGUCCUGAGCUUCCUGUUGAUGAAUAUGACGGAAGCAGCUGGGGCCUGGGCCCAUCCCCACCUGGACCAACUAGGGUCCCAUUGCGCACUCAUCCAGACCGUGGAUGAAUUCAAAAACAAGUUCCUGGCCGCCUUUGGCGACCCUGACGCAACCAGAGCAGCAGAGCGGAAGAUUACUUCCCUCACACAAACCGGCACUUGUGCCAAAUACGUCACCAAGUUCCGCACGCUGCAAAUGGAACUUGACUGGAACAACGCCGCACUCCGCGGUCAGUUUGCGCAAGGACUUCACUGGGAGGUCCGGAAACAGAUUGCCACUAGGGAGAGGCAACCACGCACCCUGAGGGAAUUGCAAGACGCAUCCCUCAUCAUUGACAAUGCCCUCCGUGAGGAACGUGCCAGCCACCUGCAGCAGGGUAAUAAGUCUGGUAAAGCCUCCACUACCCCCAACCGGGGGGCAAGUACCGGCCAUCAGGCCACCAAAACCGGCCCCCUCUCUUCCGAUCCCAAUUACGUCUUGGAAGAAGAACGCAACCGCCGCCGCACAGAAGGACUUUGCGUAAAAUGCGGAAGGGCUGGGCACAAGUUUGCCAAGUGUAGAACCGGCUGGAAGGCUACCCCAAAGGAGGAUAAGGGGAAGGCCAAGGAAACCGCCAAAUUGGGCAAAGACUCCAAGUACCAAUCGGGAAAAGAGUAA
This is a messenger RNA of Rhizoctonia solani, 1347 nucleotides long. Its product is annotated as Retrotransposon gag protein. Bases 1 to 1347 code for a protein of 448 amino acids. Gene Ontology annotation, molecular function: nucleic acid binding; zinc ion binding. The transcript is spliced from 2 exons. NCBI's taxonomy places the organism in Eukaryota, Fungi, Basidiomycota, Agaricomycetes, Cantharellales, Ceratobasidiaceae. The record is from RefSeq and is a predicted model, not a curated record.